AUGCAGUCCAUGCAGUCCCCGUACGGUGGGUACUGGCCUUCGGGGGACGUGAGCGGGUACGGCGCCAUGUCCACCGGGAUUUCCACGUUCGGAGGAGGCUACGGCGCGAGCGACUCCGGCGUGCGCGACACGGCUUCGACUACCUCCAGCAUCAACAUCAACAAGGCGAACCACAACCACAGCAUCCACCACUACCUCGCUUCGCCGGGGGGAAGCGUGGCCGGGCCCCCGUCGGGGCAGAGGGCGGUCGGCGACCAGUACGGCGGCGCGAGGCAGCACCAGCAGCCGCAGCACCAGCAGCUGCAGCACCAGCAGCUGCAGCACCAGCAGCUUCAGCACCAGCAGCAGGAACAUCAGGCGGCGUACGAUGGCCGGGACUACGGCGGCGGGGUCCGUUCCGGGAGCAUCGUGAGCAUGGGGGGGGGCGCGGGCUUCGGGUCGGGGGGGGACCCCCAGCGCGAGACCGAGCUGUCGGUGGCGAUGGAGAACCUCACCCUCGAGGAGAUCGACGGCAACGUUUUCCGGAUGAGCAAGGACCAGGUUUCCGUGCUUCUCCAGCUCAAGCUCGACCAGGGCGACCCCGUGUUCGUGUCCAAGAUCUGCGGCGAGGCCCAGCCCUACCUGUCGGAGAUGAUGAAGGACCCCUUCGGGAACUACCUUUUCCAGAAGAUCGCGGACAAGGUGGACGAGGACGGCCGGACCGAUCUCGUCAAUCAGGUUGCCGGCCAGAUGGUGGAGGCGGGGAUGAACCUCCACGGCACCCGGUCGGUGCAGAAGAUCAUCGAGGUCUGCAGGGGCACCCCCUCCCAGGUGGCCGUGGUGGUGAGCGCCCUCAAGGACGCCACGGUGCCCCUCUGCCUCGACACCAACGGCAACCACGUGGUGCAGCGCCUCCUGCAGCACCUGGCCCCAACUGACAACGCCUUCGUCUUCGAGAUGCUGGCCGAGGCCUGCGUCCCGGUGGCCACCCACCGCCACGGGUGCUGCGUGAUCCAGAGGGCCAUCGAUGCGGCCACCGUCGAGCAGUCGAGGCUCCUCGUCUCCCAAGUGUCGAAGCACGCGCUCCAGCUCAUGCAGGACCCGUACGGCAACUAUGUGGUCCAGUACGUCCUGGGAAUCUGCUCCCACGACGAGGCUGUCGCCCUUGUCAACGUCCCACUCGGAAAGGUGGGGAAUGAAAAGAUGGUGGCGAUGCUCUCGAUGCAGAAGUUCUCGUCUAACGUGAUCGAGAAGUGCAUGGACAGGGCUUCGGAGGAGAUUAUCGUCAAGUACGUGCACGAGCUAGCCGACCCCGCCGCCAUGCGCCCCCUCCUGCAGGACCAGUACGCGAACUACGUGAUCCAGAAGACGCUGCAGCUGGCACCCAGGGACGCGGCGCUCACCUUGGUUGAGAGCAUCCGCGAGCACCUGGUCCUUAUGCGCAACUCCUCCGGGGGAAGGCGGAUGCUCACCAGGAUCUCCAAGCGGUUCCCGAGCAUUGUUGGCGUUUCGCCCGAUCGCUAG
This is a messenger RNA of Ectocarpus sp. CCAP 1310/34, 1503 nucleotides long. The record is from the annotation of a GenBank genome assembly. Lineage: Eukaryota; Phaeophyceae; Ectocarpales; Ectocarpaceae.